Messenger RNA from Loa loa (African eye worm), 1426 nucleotides. Its product is annotated as Rbm22 protein. Gene Ontology annotation, molecular function: U6 snRNA binding; metal ion binding; pre-mRNA binding. The record is from RefSeq and is a predicted model, not a curated record. Lineage: Eukaryota; Metazoa; Nematoda; Chromadorea; Rhabditida; Onchocercidae. Gene Ontology annotation, cellular component: U2-type catalytic step 1 spliceosome; Prp19 complex; U2-type catalytic step 2 spliceosome. Bases 277 to 1275 code for a protein of 332 amino acids. The transcript has 10 exons.
UUCCAGGGAAUACUGAAAAUAGGGUUCAUUAAUUAGUGGAGCAGAUUAUAUGGCACUCUCAAAAUCAUCGUAUCAGUAUAACCGGAAAACGUGGGAAGAUUCAGAAUUUCCGAUCCUUUGUCAGACAUGUCUUGGAUCGAACCCAUAUAUAAGGAUGCUGAAAGAUCGACAUGGAGCGGAAUGCAAAAUUUGUCAACGUCCCUUUACUUGUUUUCGGUGGAUGCCUGGAAAGGGAAUGCGGUAUAAAAAACGGAAGUAUGUCAGACGUGUGCUAAAAUGAAGAAUGUUUGUCAGACUUGUCUUUUGGAUCUCGAAUUCGGUUUACCUGUGCAGGUUCGUGACCAUGCAUUACAAAUACAAGAUGAUUUGCCUAGACAAGGCGCGAAUCGCGACUAUUACAUUCAGAAUCAGGAACGGGAAUUAGCUCUUACAGAUGGCACUACACCUGGUGGUGCUCUUGCUAAAAUAACCGAUUCUGCAUCAAAUGAUUUGCUAAAGAAACUUGCCCGAAAUCAACCUUAUUAUCAACGAAACAAACCGCACAUUUGCUCUUUCUUCGUUAAAGGAGAAUGUAGGCGUGGUGAAGAAUGCCCAUACAGGCAUGAAAAGCCUUCAGAUCCUGACGAUCCGUUAAGUCAUCAGAACAUGCGGGAUCGCUAUUACGGGAACAAUGAUCCAGUUGCGGAGAAACUUCUGACUCGUGCCAAAGCAUUACCUGUAUUACAAGCUCCAGAAGAUACUACUAUUACUACACUGUAUGUUGGUGAUUUAGGUCCAGCUGGAGUGAUAGGCGAGGCUGCUUUGAGAGAUUACUUUUAUCAGUUCGGUGAAAUACGUAGCCUUAAUUUGUUGCCCAACAAAGGAUGUGCGUUCAUAUCAUUUACGACGCGACUGGCUGCUGAAAAGGCUGCGGAACGUUCAUUCAAUAAACUUAUCUUGCAAGGAAGACGACUAAAAAUAAGAUGGGGCCGGCCUCAAGCACAGAAUACGCAGGAAGAAAAGAAGAGAGCAGAACCAGUCGCAGGCCUUCCUAGUCCAUGUCCAUUACCGGAUUUAUUCGAUGAAGAGACGAAUUCAUCUAAGCGGGCGCGUAUUGAUCAUAUACCGAUGCCUCCUUUACCUCCAGCUGCAACGUACACACCUCCUGCACAGCUCAUUGUACCUCAGGUACCCUAUAAAGGGACAGCAUCGUAUAUACCAGCUUCAGCGACGAAAGUUUAUUAUCCUAGUCAGGAUCCGCAAAGACUGGGUGCGAAGGGUGAUGUAAUCGAGUAAAAAUAUUUUUCGUUGCUUCUCUGUUAUUAUAGGGUUUCAAUACGACCCUAGCGUGAUCUUUAUUUUUGUGUUAAUGAGUUUUUUGAGUUCAAAAUUAUGCGGAAAAUUUUUAGAUUCCUACGGUGUAAUUGUUAGGAGAAAAUCCUUAAUC